CUGGUAACGUUUAGGAAACGUGAUUAUUUUAAUACUUGUCUUUCCAUAUUUUCUGACUUUCAUUAAUUUAUAAUGGGAUUACGCGCAUUUGGCACUUUUUACGUAUGCUUCUGUAUAUUUGUUGUGCUCCUGCAAUUAUGCUGCUCUCAGAGGAAUCCGGGUGGGCAACAAAGAAAUGACCGCAGAGGCGCUUUUCGGCAGACGCUGCAGUGGUCUCACAACGGCAAGGUUUUCAGCCUUUUAAGCCAGGGUUCAGAGUAUGUCCCUCCGAAGCGCAGGGGCGCAGCGCAAGAAGAGGAACAGCCUCGACCUGUCGCCAUCAUCCGAGAUGCGGACGUGAGACACCAGGAUUCCCCGAGUCAGCAGCAGCAGCAACAGCCUCCCCGAAGCCUCCUGACUCUUGUGAGAGGGCAAGAGCACCGUCAGCAUCUUCACCAGGAACGACCCGCGGAGCUCACCAGAGCGCAAAGGAACCGCACAUCCAAUGCGAGCCAGGAAAAUGUCCAAGUCAGUCCGCCUCUGCCCAGAGUUAAUGACAUGAUGGUCGGUGAUGACCCUUACGAUCCAUACAAGUCUAUUGACAAUAAUAAUCCAUAUUACAAUUAUUAUGAUGUUUAUGAGAGACCAAGACCAAGGUCAAGACCUGGAUAUGGCACAAGGUAUCAUCAGUAUGGUCUCCCUGAUCUCGUGCCUGACCCAUACUACAUUCAAGCUUCAGUUUAUGUCCAAAGGGCACCAAUGUACAACCUGAGAUGUGCAGCUGAGGAAAACUGUUUGUCAAGUUCAGCUUAUGGAGCAAGAGACUAUGACACCAGAGUGCUGCUGAGGUUUCCCCAGAGAGUUAAGAACCAGGGCACCGCUGACUUCCUCCCAAGCAGGCCACGCUACUCCUGGGAGUGGCACAGCUGCCACCAGCACUACCACAGCAUGGAUGAGUUCAGCCUUUACGAACUGCUGGAUGCCACCACUCAGCACUCGGUGGCAGAGGGCCACAAGGCUAGCUUCUGCUUGGAGGACACCUCCUGUGAUUACGGAUACUACAGGAGAUACGCCUGCACGUCACACACUCAGGGGCUGAGUCCAGGAUGUUAUGAUACCUACAACGCAGACAUCGACUGUCAGUGGAUUGACAUUACAGAUGUGAAACCUGGACAAUAUACCCUCAAGAUUAGUGUAAAUCCUCACUAUCAGGUUGAAGAAUCUGAUUAUUCCAACAACAUUGUGCGCUGUGAUGUACGCUACACCGGAAACUAUGCCUAUGUUUCUGGCUGUCACAUGUCGUCAUAUUAACACCUGUGAUCGACUGAUAUUCUGCAAGUUCCCCUGUGAACGGAUUAGGAUUACCAACAGGGGUUUUCUGAAAGACAUUUAAAAACAUUAUGUGACAUACAGUCACCUUAGCAUUAAAAAACAAUCAGUUGUCAUAGCACCAGAUUACAGUGAAUUCUUUUUGCUUAUAGGAAUUUGUUCUGUUUAACCAUUUUUUCUGUUUCUUGUAUAGCAUUUGGCUGUAUCUCAACACACUUAAGAAAAUAUAUAUCUGUUAAAUUCAAGGGCUUAGAGAAAAGACAUAAUGAUACCUACUCUUUAAUGCUUAGUCAGUAUAUAGCAGCUAAAAAAUAAAAUGUUUAUCUAAAAUCAUAGUACAUUUAUUAUAUGUUGGAAUAUAACACUCUUUAAUAUAACUGCUUUUCAUGUGGUUUUCGCACAUUAUUUUGGGGGGAUAUGUUCUUAUACUUCUGGUUUUUCACAUGUCUUAUUCUAUCUUUUUUGCAAAAUUGUAAUAAAAAUAAAAUGUGUUUAAAAAAGAAGACGAAAAGAAAUAACUGA
Messenger RNA from Cyprinodon tularosa, 1830 nucleotides. It is a transcript of the gene loxa, whose product is annotated as lysyl oxidase a. The transcript has 7 exons. Lineage: Eukaryota; Metazoa; Chordata; Actinopteri; Cyprinodontiformes; Cyprinodontidae. Bases 73 to 1290 code for a protein of 405 amino acids. The record is from RefSeq and is a predicted model, not a curated record. Gene Ontology annotation, molecular function: copper ion binding; protein-lysine 6-oxidase activity. Gene Ontology annotation, biological process: peptidyl-lysine oxidation.